Candidozyma pseudohaemuli is the source of this 2415-nucleotide messenger RNA. RefSeq lists its product as uncharacterized. Bases 1 to 2415 code for a protein of 804 amino acids. Lineage: Eukaryota; Fungi; Ascomycota; Pichiomycetes; Serinales; Metschnikowiaceae. The transcript has a single exon. The record is from RefSeq and is a predicted model, not a curated record.
AUGUCGUUAACCAUUGGAUCUUGGCUUGCCAUAUUCUUAUACCUCACUACAGCGUUGGGGUUGAUUAUCACAACUAACACCACCUGGAUCUCCCCAUCGAGUCUCUCUAUUAAUGACCUCAACAUCACUACCGGUGCUAAAUUUUCCAUUGUCAACAAUACCGUUACAACUAUUACUGGAGAUUGGAACAAUGAAGGUGUACUUUAUGUCACUUCCAACAACGACCUGGCUACAUCUGUGCUGAUUGAAUCCAACCUUUUCCAUAACAAGGGUGACGUUGUAUUCAGCUCGCUUCAAAGCAGUGCUGCGAGUAACUUUAGCUUGAGCUCGACCGGUGGUUUCAAUAAUACUGGAAACAUAUGGUUCGGACUCAAUGAAUGUUUCGAGACGUCUCCAGUCACUGUUGACUCUGCUGCAAGUUGGGAAAACUACGGAAAAGUCCAUUUUGUCCGGAAUGCUGGCAGACCCUCUGGGGUCACCAUUUUCCAGAGCCUCGGUCACAUCCAAAACCAUGGUACCGUCUGUCUCACUAACAUGUUCUGGAACCAGAACACCUCUAUUGAUGGAGAGGGUUGCAUCAACGUGGGUGCCAAUUCCCUGUUUCUGCUUUAUCCCAGCUUCUGGCUGGUUGCUGAAGAGCAGACUAUCUACUUGUCGAGCGAAAUGUCCGCUAUCAAUGUGCUUGGGUUAUCUUCCUCAUCAACUGGCACCAGAACUUACAAAGUGGUGGGUUUCGGCGGUGGAAAUUCAAUCAAAACUUCUCUUGGUUUUGAAACCUUCAAAUAUGCCAAAGAUGUCUUGACACUUUCCUUCUUCCAGGGCUCGUUCAAAAUCGAGUUCCAUAUUGGUCCUGGCUACGAUGGAGCCAGAUUUGCUACCGACGGCUUGGGUACGAAAAUUUCGUACAACGGCCCCGUAAACAGAACUGUUCCAGAAGUCUGUCAAUGUGAAAAAUUUCCUGAACCACCAUCGCAUCCAAAUGAGUCGGCUGUGCUCAUCGAUUCUGCCAUUCCCACUUUGACAUCCACCUCUGUUGUCUCUGGAGAAAGUGUCACGUCUUUCCCUUCCGUCUAUAAGCGUGAAGCUGCUGUGGAUGGAACUACUGAGUAUACCACCACAUGGACCACCACUGAUUCCACCGGUGCAACUGUCACGGAAUCUGGAAUAGUUAUCAUCACCAGCGGCUCUGGAAUUGUGAUUGUCACCACAAACUCGUUAGGAUCCUUGUCCACCUACACUUCCUUGUUUCCACACCGCACCAAAACGAAGCAUACCACCUACACCACGACGGACUCAGAGGGCAAUAAAAGUACUGCUUCUGGAGUGGCUACUGUGACUACUACUACACAAGGCUCUUUGUUCACUACUACGUCUCGAUUUGACAGCAGCAGCAUGGAAUAUUCAAGCGUCUACACCACGACAGAUUCCAAUAGCAGUACUCCUAGUGAGAUCACCAUCACCACUGGAAGUGACGGCUCUCUGUCAAUUCCAACUUCUGAAAAAAACACCACCACAGAGAAUUCAAGCACCCAUUCGGACGGAAUCAAUUCGACUGAAACCUCCUCCUUGUCGGUCACUUCCAACUCAGACAACUCUUUGUCUUCGACUACCGAAAGCCCUACUUCUGAAGGCACUGAAACAUAUUCCGAUCAUACUUCAGCCUUUAUUCUUACCAGCUCUGAUCGCAAUUCUUCCUCAGCUAGCAGUGUUGUUACUACUGCCACUGAGACUUCAGGUUCCUUCGAGCCUCCAGCAUCUCAGAACAGAACGAUCACAAAAACCUUCACCACCUGGAUCACAACGAAUGGAGAAGGAAGCAGUAUCACAGAUUUUGGAGUGGUCACCAUAACCACUAAUUCAGCUGGAGACCUCGCCAGUACCACAUCUCCUCCAGAAUACACUACUAUAUGGACCACUACAGACUCCCACGGCAGCACGGUUACAGAAUCGGCAAUAGUGUUUAUUGUGACUGACUCCAAAGGCUCUUUGACAAGAGAAAGCUCUAGAUACACGUUCACAGAAGAGGGUAGCUCCACAUGGACUACAGGGAUUCCUGUGACAAAAUCCGAAUCUUUUAACGUCGCUUCUGACGCCCUGGCCAUAUCGCAAGAUAUUGCUAAACCCUUGCAGUCCCGUUCCGUGUUCUUCGACGAAACUACGGAAUAUGGCGACAUAGGUACUUUUGACCAAACCAGUGUGGAAGAGACUGACAUAAAUGGAAAAAAACACACCGCCACGAUUUCAGGCGAAACUGACAAUUCAGCAGCCUCUACUUUGACGUCGGGACAAACCUUUGUUACUGGCUCUUCUGUGACUGAUACUGCUUUCACCGUUCUGAGUUAUGAGGCUGCUGGGUCUCCACCUAACUUGAACCCUACGUGGGUUAUUCCCAUUGGUUUACUUUGGCUUGUUUGA